Ctenopharyngodon idella (grass carp) is the source of this 3086-nucleotide messenger RNA. RefSeq names its product heme binding protein 2 (gene hebp2). Gene Ontology annotation, cellular component: cytoplasm. Lineage: Eukaryota; Metazoa; Chordata; Actinopteri; Cypriniformes; Xenocyprididae. The transcript has 5 exons. Bases 170 to 751 code for a protein of 193 amino acids. The record is from RefSeq and is a predicted model, not a curated record.
GCCUUACACAAGUUGAGGUUGUUACAUAUCACACGUAAGUGCGUCUUCUUUAUCUAACACGCCUGUAUGUGACGGACGACUGAAUACAGAUCUCGAUAUUUUCUGGGUUUUCAGUCAUUUUUUGCAUUUUAUCGUUCCACUACGGGCAGUAUUACAGUUUAAAGUCAAGAUGCUUAAAUCCAUCGGUCAAAUUUUGUUUUCCUCUGGACUCCAGCACCCAAAGUUCACUGCUCAACAGAGCAAGGGUGAAGACUAUGAGAUCCGUACUUACCACACAACAAACUGGGUGAGCACAUCUGUUACUGGCAUGGAGCAGGACCCGGCCUUUAACACAGGCUUCAGAAGACUCUUCAAAUACAUUCAGGGCAAUAAUGACACAAAGUGUAAGGUGGAGAUGACCUCACCAGUGAGCUGUAUGAUUGAGCCUGGUGCUGGACCUGCUUGUGAAAGCACCUUCACUAUCUCCUUCUUCAUCCCUGAGGAACAUCAGGCUGACCCACCUAAACCCACCGACGCAGAUAUUUUCAUAGAGAACCGAAAAGAGUUAACAGUGUUUGUGAGGACGUUUGGAGGCUUUGCUAACAGUGAGAGCAGCCGUGAGGAGCUUCUGAAACUGAUGGAGAGCCUCAAGAGGGAUGGGAUGAAAUUCAAAGAGGCUCCAUUCUACAGAGCGGGAUAUGACAGCCCCUUCAAACUGACCAACCGCAGGAAUGAGGUGUGGCUGAUCAAAGAUGAGGAAGAAAAAGCCUAAGGAUCAAAUGGGCAAGCCUUGUGAAUGAAGAGGAGGUCAAUUUGUUUGUUUGAAAAGUAUGUUGAAGUAAUAUUAAAUAUUUUCAUAAUAUAAGUAAUAAAAUAAUUUUCAUUAACUGUUUUUGUCACUAAUAAUGUAUCAAAGCACUUGUGUAAAGGUGCAAGUACUGCAUGACCUGACUGAAUCAAUAACUAUUUUAUUGUUGUGAAAUAUAACUACAUAAACUCAUCUGUAUUUUGAUCUGUUUAUAUUGCACUAAAUCUUGAAUCUAAAGAUUUAAGGGAAAAAUAACUAUUCAAUUGACACUAGUUUUUCUUUAUUUUAUCUUUCUGGUCUUAAAAUAACUGGUACACAUUGUAACCUUUGGCCCUCUAGUGGUUCAAAAUAAAACGGCACAAAUCUUGCGCAAGAACAUUGUUUUGGUUGUGAUUUGGCGCUGCGUGUAUGAAUAGUUAAACCAAAAUAUAGGGACUAUAUUGAAAGAUCUUGAGUUUUCGCUGAAGGGCGUGUCCGUGGCGGCCUGACAAAGUUCGAUGGGGGCGUAAAUCGUGGGGGGGUCGGGACUCGGUUUUGAGUCACCUCUCCCUUGCCUCACAGUGGUUUGGUCCACCGCGCACGUCACACUUGUGUGUGUACAAGUCCGGCGGCGCCGGCGGGAGAGAACAGGGGCCCGUUUCAGAAAGGAGGUUAAGUGAAAACUCUGAGUAUGUUAACCCUGAAAUGAGGGAAACUCUGGGUUUUCUGUUUCAGAAAGGGAGGUAUGUCAAACCCAAGAAAACAGGGUAAGUAAAGCCCGUUUCUAAAAGGGAGGUAACUCUUACUCCGAGUCAGUUACCAUGGUAACUUACUCUGUGAACCUAACCUGGUCGGGAGCAGGUUUUCUUCGGUAAACCAAGAGUUUUCUUAGGUCUCCUCCCCCUUUUUAAAGUGCAAGUGAUGUUUAAAUAGUUCAUUCAUUCAUUCACGCUGCAAAAAUGCUUCAUUAACUGUUUUUGUCCUAUUUCAAGUACAAAUAUCUAAAAAUUCUUAAAUCAAGAUGGAUUUUCUAUAUAAGGAAAUGAUAUAAGAUAUUUAGUCUUGUUUUCUGGGGGGAUCUAAAUUAAGUGCAUUUUACUUAAAAUGAUCAAUAUCUGCCAGUGUGGUAAUAAAAAUAAUCUUAAUGCAAACGGAAAACAAGAUUAGCGCGGUAGUAGCGCGUUGGACGCUGAGAACUAAAUUGCGACGUAAUUGACUGGGUUCGAAUCUGCCAAGCUCUCUAUUCUCCCCUCUCCCAUCACAUCAAAAAGGCAUUUAUUUUCAAUAAAAAUGAAGAAAAUGUUCUGAAAGUGGAAGUAAAUUGCCUAACGAGUGUUUAAUAAUGAUAAAAUAAUUUACACUGUGUUAUUAUUGCAUCCUGUUAAUUUACAACAAUACUGAGGUGCAAAUAGUAUGUAUCUGCCAGUAUAAAAAAUAAAUAGCAUCUAAUUACUAUUUACACUUAUUGCAAAUAACUGCUACUUUUAGCCUACAUGGUAAAUAGAACAUAAUUUGCAAAAAAAUAAAAAAAGCACUUAAAUUAUUAUUUUAUUUCUUCCCUUUUUGCAUGUGGGGAAACCAUGAAAAUGAAUAUUAGUUCAAUAACUUACCGUUCUGCCAGUUUUCACCUUUGAUAUUAUAACAGUGAUAAGAAUUAAACUUGCAUUGACUCAGAAGUAUGCGGAUGUCAUUUUGUCACGUGGUGAAUCGUAAUAUCAGAGCUCCAUUGAUGAUGGCUUUUCAUAGUCGUGGUCACGCUUAACUCAGAGUCAACCUACUCAGAGUCGAUUGAACUAACUCAGUUCAGCUAUUCUGAAACAGAAAACUCAGAGUUUCCCAUUUCAGAGUAAGUCAACUCAGAGUUCAAGUUUUAACUCAGAGUUGGUUGAAUCUCCUUAUUGAAACGGGCCCCAGUUCUUCAGACAGUAAUUGAGAGGAGUUCCAGUAAGUAGGCUGUCAAAGCUAUUUUAUUCAAAAACAUCGGGUGAAGUGAUUAUUUUCUCUUUAAUACAGACGAUGCAGAGUAAUUAGUCAUUAAAAAAAAAAAAAAAAAAUUGAUGAUAACUGAUGAUUUUUCCGUGAGUCCGCUAUGUUAGCGAUUAUAAUGUUACCUAGCUUGUUUACGAUAGCUUGUUGGAUACUAAGUCACCCACACCAACAACAACUAACAUUGUGAUAAGCAUAAGUGUGAACUGUUAUAAGGCUAAUAGAUUUACUGUUGUGUGUUGGGUUUUGCUCAAUGUGUAUUCAUCGUAUUUUGGUGACUUGGUUGUAAACAACUUUAAAAAUAUUCCAAUAAAUAAAUGGUUUUGAAGAAGAA